Molecule: messenger RNA, 924 nt
Organism: Suillus bovinus
Lineage: Eukaryota; Fungi; Basidiomycota; Agaricomycetes; Boletales; Suillaceae
Exons: 3
Coding region: 47-802 (251 amino acids)
Source: RefSeq, a predicted model, not a curated record
UGUAGUAUUGUGCCAUACUACCAAGAACAGUCAGAAAUCGCCAUCCAUGUGGUGCACAAGGUGGUUCCUACCGCUGUUACUUUUGCCUCUCCCAACUGCUCAACCAUACUUUUUGGUGCUGUUCCUGUUUUCAUUAGCUUUGCACGCGAAACCAUGCUUCUACUGCAUUGUACUUCUCGGAGCUCUCUUUCUGUCGUCUUGUUAUUGGCAGUCAUUCCCAUUGGAGACGCGCCUCUCAAUUCCAUGGUCCUCCAAUAUCACCACCUUUUAUGACGCAUUAAAUGCAACCUUGCCACCCAAUUUCGACUUGCGUGAACACACUCCACCCAUAAUUCGCGUCAACGACAGAUGCUGGUGCGAUUUCACUUCGGGAAUUUUUGAAUCAUAUGAUAUGCGGAAAUGGGAGAGGGAAAGUGUGGAGAAACUGGCUGCAGAUAUGGUACAACAGCUGAAGGAUCGUACGAAGAAGCUCACCGGAGCAGAUGAGCUACCAAACGCUGAGGAAGAAACACCAUCAUCUGAGGAGACGCAUUCCCCAGCAAGUCAUCACACCGUGCACGUCAUACCUACCCAGAAGUCCACAUUAUCAGCGCUCCGUUCGAUGUUGGGCAAAACAGAGGCUCAAGCAUCACCACCCAUCACAGAUACGGAGCCGUCAACGGCAACGACACCUACACUGACAACAACGUUAGUUUCCAGCUCCAAGCCAUCCCCAUCGUCGCCGUCACCCCCUCGUCGACCACUUGAAUAUGAUCUUAAUCCGUAUGGCUUUGAUCUCAUCCUCGAUUUUCAUUGGUCUUGAGGUGGACAGGAAAAUUAGUGUAGGACGCAUGCUACUUAACACAGCUUGUAUCAAUAUCUUAAUUAUAGACUAUGCAAGCACUACUUCUGUAACCUGUUAUAUAUUUUCAUGUUUGUGCCUUC